AUGGUACUUUCCCAAUUGGAAGGAAAGCAUGCACCCCUGAUCCGCGCGUGAGGAAAUCCCAAAGGCACGCGCACACGCUCUCAAACCAAACAAACACAAACGCACGCUAAUGUUGGCCUCCUUCAUCAUCCUUCUCACUCCCCAUCAACGCAUUUUACGCUCUCCUAAUCCUCUUCCGCUUCCUCUUCUUUGCAUGUUAUCGGAGCUCCGGCUCCACUAGCGGAGCCCCGGCUUCACUUCAAACCCAACCACAAACCUAUCCAUAACUCCAUUCUCUCUUUCUCGAGAUCUCAAAAUGUCCAAACCCUGGGGCAACAUCGGAGCAUGGGCCGCCGAUUCCGAGCGAGCCGAGGCCGAGGAGCGCGAGGCCCAGGCUGCGGCCGCGGCCGCCGAGACCCAAAACUUCCCCAGCCUCAAGGAGGCCGUCAGCUCCAAGCCCAAAAAGAAGAAGGGUACAACCAUCCCGCUCUCUCAGUUCAACCAAGGCGGUUUUCCCUCCACCGGCGAGCACCAGGGCCUCACACGCGACGAGAUGUUGGCGCUUCCCACCGGUCCCAAGGAACGCUCCCCCGAGGAAAUGCAGUUCAACCGCCUCGGCGGCGGUUUCUCCUCAUACGACCGCUCCGCCGGUCGCUCUCGCGACCGUGACGGCGGAAACAACGACGGCUCCUGGGGCGGAGGCGGGAGAAGAUCCUAUGGCGGAUUCGACGAGGAACGCAGGGGUCCGAAUCCUAGGGUUUCGGAACUCGAUCAGCCUUCCAGGGCUGAUGAGGUGGACAAUUGGGCCUCCGUGAAGAAAUCUGUCCCCGCGUUUGAUUCUGGUCGGCAGAAUCGCUAUGGGGGAGGCGGCGGCGGUUUUGGUGGCGGAGGUGGUGGUUUUGGUGGCGGCGGUGGCGGUGGCGGUGGUUUUGGUGGUGCGUCUAGGGCUGAUGGUGUGGAUAAUUGGGCGGUUGGUAAGAAGGCUGCUCCUGUUAGAUCUUCCAAUUUUGGUUCAGGUUUUCGUGAUUCGGGCGUGGAACCGGAUCGUUGGUCGAGAGGUGGUCCGUCGCGUGAGACGGAGCGGACGGAGCGGCCGAGGCUGGUAUUGGAUCCGCCGAGGGGCGAUGGUUCGGUGAAUGAUGCUUCUGUGAAGGCGACAAACAAGGGCAAUCCGUUCGGCGCGGCGAGGCCCAGGGAGGAGGUGUUGGCUGAGAAGGGAUUGGACUGGAAGAAGAUGGAUUCAGAGAUUGAGGCGAAGAAGACGAGCCGGCCCACGAGUUCUCACUCCAGCAGGCCUUCCAGUGCUCAGUCCAAUCGCUCUGAGGGUCCCGGGUUGCAGGGGGUCGAUGCUGUGCCGAAAUCGAGGCCCAAGUUGAAUCCGUUUGGGGAUGCCAAGCCUCGGGAGAUUCUGUUGGGUGAGCGAGGCAUGGAUUGGAGGAAAAUUGAUCUUGAUUUGGAGCAUCGCUCUGUUGACAGGCCUGAGACAAUGGAGGAAAAAUUGUUAAAAGAAGAAAUUGAUAAUUUGAAGAAGGAACUUGAGAAAGAGUCUCCAAUAAAUUCAAACAAGGAAUCUGAGGGUGAAGCUGGUGUAGACCAAACCAGUACAUAUGCAAUAUUACAACAGAAAGAAAAGGAGCUGGAAGUUCUUGUCCGUGAUUUGGAUGAUAAAGUACGGUUUGGACAGAAAGCCGUUGAGAGGCCAGGUUCAUCAGCAGGAAGAUCUUCUGGUUUUUCUGAUAGGCCACCUUCUAGAUCUGGUUCAUUUGAGGAUUCUAGAAGCGUAGAUUAUACAGAUAGACCUCGAUCUCGUGGUACAGCAGGUACAGGAGAUGUGUGGACCCGUCCUAGUGAUGACAGAAGACAGUUUCAAGGUAGUCGGGAAAGGGGGUGGUUUUCUGGCAGCAGAGAUUUGAAUAGGCAUUUGGAGCAACAAUCAUUGAGUACUGGCACAAACUUUUGCCUAAUCUGUUAUUGCAUCUCGAAACAUUGUAAAUUUCUUUUUCCUCUUUCUGGUAAUUUUUUGGGUGUCUGGAUGAAGGCAGAAAAAGCCUGUAAUUUUAUUAGGACUAAAUUUUUAUCGAGGAUUAUUGAACUUCCUAGUUAAUGUUAAUGUGAUAUUGUUCAGAUAUUAAAUUAUAUUCCUUCAAUUUUGCAUCUGCA
Molecule: messenger RNA, 2139 nt
Organism: Vigna radiata var. radiata (mung bean)
Lineage: Eukaryota; Viridiplantae; Streptophyta; Magnoliopsida; Fabales; Fabaceae
Product: eukaryotic translation initiation factor 4B2
Exons: 3
Coding region: 296-2083 (595 amino acids)
Molecular function (GO): translation initiation factor activity; mRNA binding
Source: RefSeq, a predicted model, not a curated record